Molecule: messenger RNA, 1525 nt
Organism: Cryphonectria parasitica EP155
Lineage: Eukaryota; Fungi; Ascomycota; Sordariomycetes; Diaporthales; Cryphonectriaceae
Exons: 6
Source: RefSeq, a predicted model, not a curated record
CAUGGACAAUGACGCAACCAACCCCCUUUGUCUCAUCGCACCAGUGCAACCUCCAGAUGGAUACACUUCAAAUCUUGUCAACCCACCUUCCUUAGCAAACACAGCCAUCGCGGUUUGCAGUAUUAUGAUAUUUUGGGCCUCUGUCCUCAUGGCUGGACGGUUGUAUGUCAACUUCCGCAAACUAGCGGUUGCCGACUACGUGGCUAUUGCGGCUUUCAUUUUUGAUGUAGCACAUGCUGUGGUUGUCAUUUUGACCCGCCGUUGGUUUCGGCACGAAUGGGAUAUACCAAUUUGCUGGUUCACAGGAGAGUACAUGAAGAUCGACUUCGCCAACUCUAUAAUCGCUCCAUUCGCUGUUGGACUAUCCAAGACAUCAGUAUUCUUGAUCCUUCUCCAGAUCUUCUCCGUGAAACAGUCGAUGCGUUGGGCGAUCUAUGCUGGGAUUGCUGUCAACGCGAUAGUCUAUGUUCCGAACUUGUUCGUUACCGGUUUCUUAGGAGCUCCUCAUGCUGGAGAAACCUGGUCGGAUCUUGUCGUCAACCAACGUCCAGCAGAUGCGAAAUGGCUUGGAACAUAUCAAGGACCAUGUGCAGUGCUGCUGGAUAUAUAUAUAUUUAUCCUGCCAUUUCCUAUUCUGAAAACUCUCAACAUGCCGCGAAAACUGCGUCUCAAACUCUUUAUCCUGUUUGGGACUGCUCUUAUGGGUAUUGUCGCCAGCGUUAUCGCCUGUGUGUAUCGUUUUCGCCUGAUUGUGGCUUCGGGUGAUGAUACUUGGGCCGAUGCACAAGUCUUUUUGCCGAUCAUAGUUGAGGAUUUUGUCACAUUGAUUGUUGGCUGCAUGCCUGCUUUCGCCACUUUUCUCAGGCUUCACGUGGCAAAUUCGACAUUUUAUAAAAAACUAAGGACUCACUUUACCAACUACGAGGACAGAGACACGAACACCAAGUCCGGCGAACCGAGUUACAAGAAGAAAAUCGAAACCGUUGGCGGCGGGGGCAAGAAAGGGAGAGCUCAAGGAAUUGACCAAACUAUUGCAGAAGGCGGCUUCCCACUAGGCACAAGCUACUACGAGCUCAGAGACACAAGCCUUCUCACUCAGACUCAAGCCACUAUCCAGAGCCCAGCCAACCCGAACAACUGGCAGGAAGGACAAGGCCCAAAUGGAAUUACUCGGAUGCUCGAAGUUGACCAGAGCUAUGAUGCACGAUCGAUGGUCUGACCCGACGGUGAACGUACCUGUCCGACUUUGACUUCCAUCACCACACUUACCACGUGGAUGUCACUGAUUAUGAACUUCUCCAAGGACUGAGAGGCUAGGCUGCUAUAUAGAGCAUUCCAGUAACCCAAAAAUAUCUAUGCACACAAGAGGUUUAUGUUGACAAGCGGGGUGUAAAGUACAGACCUCUGAUAAGGAAACAAUGUAUAGGUCAUUACUUCGAGUAUUUACUGCCUUUGGAGUUAUUCAAAUGUGUGUCAAAUAAACGAUUAGAUUAAUCAACUGAGGAGCAAAUUACAAUUCUCUAUC